Kickxella alabastrina is the source of this 1323-nucleotide messenger RNA. Its product is annotated as fructose-bisphosphate aldolase. The record is from RefSeq and is a predicted model, not a curated record. The transcript has a single exon. NCBI's taxonomy places the organism in Eukaryota, Fungi, Kickxellomycota, Kickxellomycetes, Kickxellales, Kickxellaceae. Gene Ontology annotation, molecular function: zinc ion binding; fructose-bisphosphate aldolase activity. Gene Ontology annotation, biological process: gluconeogenesis; glycolytic process. Gene Ontology annotation, cellular component: cytosol. The coding region runs from base 125 to 1210 and encodes 361 amino acids.
UCUUCUUUUCUCUCUCGAGUAAAUAUCAUACCUAUUCAAGUUCACUCUUUUUUUUUAAAAAGCAGCCAGUCACCAAAGUAAUUUCCUUUUAUAUAGCCUUUUAUCCCUUUUCUCUUCAUUAACCAUGGGUCUUCUCGAUAUUGUUCCGGCCGGCGUCAUCACCGGCGACAACGUCAAAAAGCUGUUCGACUAUUGCCAGGAGCACAAAUUCGCCAUCCCUGCCAUCAACUGCACAUCCUCCUCGACCGUCAACGCCGCACUGGAGGCCGCGCGCGACCAAAAGACGCCCCUGAUCAUCCAGUUCUCCAACGGCGGCGCAGCCUUCUACGCGGGCAAGGGUAUCUCCAACAAGGACCAGCACGCAUCCAUCCUGGGUGCCAUUGCCGGCGCCUACCAUGUGCGUGCCGUGGCCAAGCACUACGGCAUCCCCGUGGUUGUGCACUCCGACCAUUGCGCGCGCGAGCUCCUGCCCUGGCUCGACGGCAUGAUGGAGGCCAACGAGGCCUACUUCAAGACGCACAACGAGCCUCUGUUCUCGUCCCACAUGAUUGACCUUUCGGCUGAUCCCAAGGAGGAGAACAUUAGCAUUACAAAGAAGUACUUUGAGCGGUGCGCACCCAUGAAGCUGUGGCUCGAGAUGGAGAUUGGUAUCACUGGUGGCGAGGAGGAUGGUGUCAACAACGAGUCGGCCGACAAGGAUGCCCUGUACACGCCCUCGGAGGACGUCUACGAGGUGUACCAGGCCCUGUCGCCCAUCGCCCCCUACUUCUCCAUUGCCGCUGCUUUCGGCAACGUCCAUGGUGUCUACAAGCCCGGAAACGUCGUCCUCAGGCCUGAGCUGCUCGAGCAGCACCAGAAGUUUGUCAAGGACAAGAUCAACUCCAACAAGGAGCAUCCCUUGUACCUGGUCUUCCACGGCGGCUCCGGCUCGACCCCUGACGAGAUCAAGACUGCCGUCACCAACGGCGUUGUCAAGAUGAACGUCGACACUGACACUCAGUUCGCCUACCUGGCUGGUGUCCGUGACUUUGUCCUCGAGCACAAGGACAGGCUCAUGCAGCAGGUCGGUGACCUUAGCAAGGGCGACCACGACGAGACCCCCAACAAGAAGUACUACGACCCGCGUAACUGGAUCCGCCACGGCGAGCAGACCAUGUACAAGCGUGUCCAGCAGGCCAACUCUGACCUCGGCAACGUCAACGUUCUCUAAGCAAUUUGAUUUUUUCAGUGUAUCUUUUGUUUAUUUUUCACUUCAUCUAUAUAUUUUUCCUCCUUGUUCACUUUUUUUUAUCGUUACUAUUGUCUAUUUUGGUGGCUGAGGCC